UUAGGUUACCGUCCUAUUCCAACAGACCCUUACCUGGGAGGGAAUUCACCCUUGCCAGCCCCUGUAAGUGACAGGAUGAGAAAGAGACGGGCUUUUGCUGAUAAAGAGUUGGAGAACAUUAUGCUAGAGAGAGAGUAUAAAGAGAGAGAGAUGAUGGAAGCUACACAAGCAGCUGCACUCUUUCUCCCGAGCCGUGUGGUGCAUGGAGCUGAAUACAACUCGUAUAAAACAGCCUUCAACACUACUCAAGCUGAUACUCCAAACAAGGAGUUUUGCAAUUUUUUACCAACCUGCCUUGAUCUAACCAUGCAGUAUUCAGGAUCCAGCAACAUGGAACUGAUUUCUUCAAAUGUCAGUGUAGCUACUACCUACAGGCAGUAUCCCCUGUCUUCUAGGUUCUUAGUGUGGCCAAAAUGUGGCCCCAUUAGCGAUGCUCUCCUCUACCAGCAAUGCCUGCUAAAUGCUACUACUGUCCAAGCUCUCAAACCUGGGGCAGGUUGGGAUGCCAAGGUCUCACAAAGUCAGGACUGUCCAAACACUGAACAGGACAGCAUUCCUCCAAAACUGGAAAAUUCACUCAUUCUGACCCACACACAAGACAUUCAGCAGCAAUGUAAUGGGAUACCGUGCCUUCCUCAGGAAGCUCGUGAGAGGUCAGCUUUCUCUCCUCCAAAAAGGACUUUCUCUCAGAUUUCUGAUAACGAUUCUGUGCCUCCUCAGGAACAGGUAUUAAGCAAGAUCAGGAAAGACAAUACCAAGCCCCCUCCUUCACUCAAAUACAGUCCAUUUCAGUCACUGUUCCAGCAAACAUUUCCUGACAAAUCAGGAGGAGAGCUGAGAACAUCGUUUGUGAAAGAGACUUUUGAAGAUGCUUCUAAGAAAUACAGAGAGUGUGCCAUUAAAGAGAACCAAAAGUACAAAUUUACAAAAGACAAAUGUGCAAAAGACUUCCUUGGGGCCAAACAAGCCCCAACAAAACUUUCAGCAACUGAGCCACUGUCUUUUUCAGUUGAAUCCAUCCUUAAACGACCUUCCUCUGCAGUUGCUAAUGUUUCUCAGUGA
Molecule: messenger RNA, 1062 nt
Organism: Chaetura pelagica (chimney swift)
Lineage: Eukaryota; Metazoa; Chordata; Aves; Apodiformes; Apodidae
Gene: DMRT2
Product: doublesex and mab-3 related transcription factor 2
Exons: 1
Biological process (GO): sex differentiation; regulation of transcription by RNA polymerase II
Cellular component (GO): nucleus
Molecular function (GO): RNA polymerase II cis-regulatory region sequence-specific DNA binding; DNA-binding transcription factor activity, RNA polymerase II-specific
Source: RefSeq, a predicted model, not a curated record